UAAGGCUCAGAUCUCAUUUCCCUCCACUUGCUUUCCCCCUUCUCUCUCGCGCGCCCUCGGUUUUCGAAGACAAUAUUCAAACUCAAGUUAGUUCGUACUCAUGGGAACUGCUGUUGAUGCUGUGGCUAAGGAUGUUGUUCAGAAGGAUAAGUAAUGCAAUCAAUAGUUACUAUUUAUGGGAGAGUUAGAGGGAGCAAAAGAGAGUUGCUGCAGAAACAUGUUUUCUUGCAGGAAAAAUAUCCAAGAGGAUUAGAACCAAAAAUUAUCCAAGAGGACUAGAAAAGGAUGACAAGGAUUGAGAAUCAGACAAAUGGAAAUUCAAGAAAUAGGAUCAUUCAACUAUUGGACUUAAAAAAAGGAGGCAAAUGGAAGUGUAACUGAGAAGAAGACUGAAGUUGUCUUUGUUUUGGGUGGCCCUGGCAGUGGAAAGGGUACUCAGUGUGCAAAUAUUGUCCAACACUUUGGAUAUACACAUCUUAGUGCUGGAGAUCUUCUUCGAGCAGAAACUAAAUCUGGUUCUGAAAAUGGAACCAUGAUUCAGAACAUGAUAAAUGAGGGAAAAAUUGUCCCUUCAGAGGUAACUAUUAAGCUUCUUCAAAAGGCUAUGGAAGAAAGUGGCAAUGACAAAUUUCUUAUUGAUGGUUUCCCCCGUAAUGAGGAGAACCGUGCGGCGUUCGAAGCUGUUACUAAGAUUGAGCCAGAAUUCGUCCUAUUCUUUGAUUGUCCCGAGGAAGAGAUGGAGCGACGCAUUCUGAGCAGGAAUCAGGGAAGAGCAGAUGAUAAUGUUGAAACAAUAAGGAAGCGAUUCAAGGUUUUUCUGGAGUCCAGUCUCCCUGUGGUUGAGUACUAUGAUGCUAAGGGAAAAGUCCGAAAGAUUGAUGCUGCAAAGCCUGUUGAAGAGGUUUUUGAGGCUGUUAAAAUCAUUUUUACACCAAAGGAGAAGGCUGCUGCUUAAGACACUGCAGAUGGACCACAGAGUUUGUUAGACGUAAUUUCUUACGAGGUAUUGUUGUCAUUCACCGUGUAUUUUGGUAUACUCUAUGGGGCAGGUUUUCAUAGUUUAUACUUCAUACUUUAUGGGGCCAUGGGGGUAUAGUCUAUACGUGGUGUUUUUUUCUCAAUGUUUCAUUUUGGUUACUGUAUUUCCAGAACAAUAUUAAUAAUAAUAUAAUAAUAAUACUCAUAGUGCACCUAUUUGUGUGCUUAUUAUGUUAA
Tripterygium wilfordii is the source of this 1215-nucleotide messenger RNA. Its product is annotated as UMP-CMP kinase 3-like. Gene Ontology annotation, biological process: CDP biosynthetic process; 'de novo' pyrimidine nucleobase biosynthetic process; UDP biosynthetic process. The coding region runs from base 533 to 955 and encodes 140 amino acids. The transcript has 11 exons. Gene Ontology annotation, cellular component: nucleus; cytoplasm. The record is from RefSeq and is a predicted model, not a curated record. Lineage: Eukaryota; Viridiplantae; Streptophyta; Magnoliopsida; Celastrales; Celastraceae. Gene Ontology annotation, molecular function: ATP binding; UMP kinase activity.